This is a messenger RNA of Cataglyphis hispanica, 2083 nucleotides long. RefSeq names its product myb-like protein I. Bases 36 to 725 code for a protein of 229 amino acids. The transcript has 2 exons. NCBI's taxonomy places the organism in Eukaryota, Metazoa, Arthropoda, Insecta, Hymenoptera, Formicidae. The record is from RefSeq and is a predicted model, not a curated record.
CCGAGUCUCUCGAAUUUCAUCGAAUUUACAUCAAAAUGGAUAGACGACGAAGUAUACAAUUGGCGAUCUUUUUGGCACUCAUCUUCAGUUGCGAAUGCAAGAAUUUAAAUAUCAAGCCGUCUAUAUCGAUCAUUAAUAAUUCUGAAAAUCUCAAUCACAAUAACAAUAUCGCAAAUAUUCAUGACGAUAUAAAUAGUAAUUUAGUAAAUAAAAAAAAUUCCAAUUCGGAUAAUGUUACCAACGGCAAAUCUGUUGUAUUGCCAUUAAUUAUUAAUAAUUCUGAAAAUCGGCAAUCUGACAACGUACAACGACGGAAUGCGCGAAAUGUGCUGCCUCUUCCUUUAAUAAUUAAUAACUCUGGUAAUGAUAUCAGCAACAAUGGAUUGUCAAACGGUAAUGAUAAGGUCGAUGGAAAGAUCGUUAAUGAAAAUAAUAACGGAAAUAAUAAUAAUUCUGAUAACAUUAACAAUGAUGAUUCAGGUGUGUCGUCUUCUACAAUUAAUAAUUCGAAUAAUAAUAGUAACAACAAUGCUGUAUCCAACGGAGACGAAGAUGUUAAUGGAGACGUUGUGAAUAAAAAUAAUAAUAAUAAUUCUGAUAAUGUAAAUUCCGAUAAUUCGGAACCGAUAGUCGAGAAUCCAAAGUCGAUAGCACACAGAAUAGAACCGUUGAUACGUAUAUUUAUUGAUUGGAUAAUACGCAUAAGCAUUGGUAACAAUCCUUAAGAUGAUUCAUUAUAAUGUGCAAAAAUUAUAAAUUUAUAAAAUUAAUUUAAAGUAUUUAUAUACUUUAAUCUGCUUUGAUUAUACAAACUUUUAUUAAUUAUUUAUUAUAAAAAAUGAUGAUUAUUAAUUAUAUUAUAUGUAGUAUUACAUAUAAUAAUCAUUUAUUAUUAUACGUUUAACAAUUGUAGAUUGUUUAUCUACAAAAUUAUUACAACAAACUAAUAAUAAAAAUAAUAAAUAAAAUGUGUGGAAAUUCUAAAAUGUCUGAUAAAGAUAUACUAGAACAUUUAUUCUUUUCCGAUUUCUUCAAAAUGUCCAUUUUUAUUAUACAAUUUCUCUAUUAAGUUUUUUACAUAUAUAUUAUUGAAAAAGGACAAAGUCUACGCCUAAUAUCAUGCAUGAAUGAGUUUCGGAAAAUAUCUCGUAAAUAUGCUUUAUCUUUAAUGUCAGAAAGGGAGAGACACGAACAUUUGAAUGCACGAACCAAAAAAAUGCAUAUUGGCUAUAAUUAUUUAUGCAUUAUUAAGAUUUGUGAUUUAGUAAAGAAAUACAAAAAGUUUAUCGCAAAAAUUUACAAUAGUUUUUAUCAUUCUUUACAUAAGAGAGAUUUUAAUAUCUCGCGAUGAUAUGACGUAAAAGAUUAAACGUGUACUUUAAUUAUACCGUUACCUUCAGUGAAUCACACUUAACAACAGAUGUGUGAAUUGUCGAAAUAUUACAUAAAAAAAUGAUAAUAAAAAUUGUAAAUAUUUGAAGAGAUUAUUUCUAAUAUAUCGAAGUGUUGUACAUGAAAAAUAAUUUUUCUUCACUUUUUAUUAUAACUUUUACCAUUUUUUGUCAAAGCAGAACAAAGAUAUUCUUUGUACAUUGCAAUUUAAUUUUAUGUAUUUUAAAUAUGUUAUUAAUUAAAAAUAUGUUGAUAAACAGAGUGUGAUUUUUUGAAUGAUAUGUAUGAAAAUUUUCAAAAUAUAUUAUUAAAUAAAUUUUUUAUUAAUUAAUAGCUUCUCUGAUUCAAAAUCAUAUUUAGAUUCAUCAUAUAUUUGUUUCUGUGCACGUAAUAAAAUUUUAAAAAUUUGCCUAGAUAUGAAAAGAAACCGCCGAGUCUCUCAAAAUUCGCCGUUUAUAUCAAAAUGAAUAAACGUCAAGGUACACAAUUGACGAUUUUUUUGAAAAGUAUUUUUAACGUAACACUAUAAAUAAUAUAUAAAAAUAUGUUUAGCUAUUAUUUUUUAUGCACAAAUGAGUAAAUAAAUAAUACAUUUCGAUUAACACAUAUUUUAUGAUGAUAACAUAAAAUUAUGUCUUUCUAUAUGUUCUUUGCAAUUAACUAAACAAAAAGAAUUUAUCUUCAACUGCGA